Messenger RNA from Scophthalmus maximus (turbot), 1650 nucleotides. RefSeq names its product odd-skipped related transciption factor 2 (gene osr2). Gene Ontology annotation, biological process: regulation of transcription by RNA polymerase II; embryo development; urogenital system development. The record is from RefSeq and is a predicted model, not a curated record. Bases 347 to 1282 code for a protein of 311 amino acids. The transcript has 4 exons. NCBI's taxonomy places the organism in Eukaryota, Metazoa, Chordata, Actinopteri, Pleuronectiformes, Scophthalmidae. Gene Ontology annotation, cellular component: nucleus. Gene Ontology annotation, molecular function: DNA-binding transcription factor activity, RNA polymerase II-specific; RNA polymerase II transcription regulatory region sequence-specific DNA binding.
CCCCGGAGCCCUGAAAAGUGCAGGACCGGAGCGCAUUACGCACACUUCGAGCCCCUCGCCGCGGAGGAGACUCCCACGCCGCCGCCGCUGUCGCUCCUCCAGAACUUCUCUCCGUUCUCUCUUCUUUUCCACAACUUGUCACAUCCCUGCAGAGGCUCGAGACAUCAGCGUCUGGCUGCAUGGCUACGUGAGAGUUUCAUGGACUUGGAACUUGGAGAACUUUCAGCGGCGCUUUAUUGGAGCUCGUCGCCUCUAUAGUUACUGUGGAUUACUGACAUACCGCAGGACCUUUGGCAGCUAUUUAUUGGGGGUCACCAGCGCGUCCUCUGCAGAGGUCUGAGUCGAGAUGGGGAGCAAAGCCCUGCACGCUCCGAUCCCCCUGCACCCGGCCCUCCAGCUCACCAACUACUCCUUCCUGCAGGCCGUCAACACGUUCCCCGCCGACCAGCUGCAGGGGCUGUACGGCCUGAGCGCGGUGCAGACCAUGCACAUGAACCACUGGACUCUUGGGUACCCGCACAUUCAGGGACUGAGGUCGACGAUCACGGAGAUGGCGGCCGCCCAGGGUCUGGUCGACCCCAGGCUCCCCUUCCCGGCGAUUCCCUUCUCCGCCGCGGCGCAGCUCUUCCAUCCCAAGCAGGCCACCGUGGGGCUCGGCGUGCCCUCGCUGCACAAGGACAGGCCGAGGUUUGACUUCGCCAACCUGGCCCUGGCCGCCACGCAGGAGGACCCGCCGAAGGCCGCGGAUCUGGCCAAGCUGGCGUCGGGACUAGGGGGGGCGAUCUCCGAGCUGAGCAAGCUGUCCCCGGAGAGAAAACCCACCCGGGGCCGGCUCCCGUCCAAAACCAAAAAGGAAUUUAUUUGCAAGUUCUGCGGCAGGCACUUCACCAAGUCCUACAACCUGCUCAUCCACGAGAGGACCCACACGGACGAGCGGCCGUACACCUGUGACAUUUGCCACAAAGCUUUCCGAAGACAGGACCAUCUCAGAGACCACAGAUACAUCCACUCCAAGGAAAAACCAUUCAAAUGUCAAGAAUGUGGGAAAGGAUUCUGUCAGUCUCGAACUCUAGCCGUCCAUAAAACCUUACACAUGCAGGAGUCUCCCCACAAAUGCCCCACAUGCGGAAGAACCUUUAAUCAAAGAAGUAACCUGAAAACUCACCUUCUCACCCAUACAGACAUCAAGCCCUACAGCUGUGGCCGCUGCGGAAAGGUGUUUCGGCGCAACUGUGACUUGCGACGGCACAGUUUGACGCACAGCCCACAUCAGGACUACUAGCCUGGACAGACUAACUAAAUAACAAUGGACACAAAAAACACAAAACCGCAGCAAGACAAGUCAGCGACCUCUCCCCUUUUUUUCUUCUUGGGUUUUUUUUUUCUUCCUUUUUGGUUCAAAGACAGUCUCCAAAUCAGGACUCUUUUUUACUGGCGCACGUUUUGGAGUUUGGUUGCACCUCACAUUGGGACAGCAGCGGAGCCAUGUCCAGCUUUUCAAAACCACCUGUAAAUAUCAAGACCAUGUACAUAAUGUUGUUGCUUUUUUUAUUUUUCUUCUCUGACCUUGAAAUUAUAAUGUUGUCAAAAAACAGUCAUAAAUUUUAAAGUAUGUUAAAUUGUAUUUUAGAAAUAAAUAUUUCCAUGAUA